Molecule: messenger RNA, 2780 nt
Organism: Phycodurus eques (leafy seadragon)
Lineage: Eukaryota; Metazoa; Chordata; Actinopteri; Syngnathiformes; Syngnathidae
Product: FYVE, RhoGEF and PH domain-containing protein 4-like
Exons: 15
Coding region: 292-2676 (794 amino acids)
Biological process (GO): cytoskeleton organization; filopodium assembly
Cellular component (GO): cytoplasm
Molecular function (GO): guanyl-nucleotide exchange factor activity; metal ion binding
Source: RefSeq, a predicted model, not a curated record
CAGAAGUGAGAAAGCAGAAGUGUGACAUAGUUGAGCCUUAAACCCGCAGGAUGUGUUCAGCAGAGCCCUGGGACUGAGACACAUUAGCUUAAAGCAAUGGAAUCUUUGCCCAAGUUAGUGUAAGUGGUGAGCAGUGGCGCGUGCGGCUCGUACAGCUGCGGAGGAGGUUCUUGCGACAAGACCUGCGGAUCAGCUCCAAACUCUAAACCCAAUGAAGACCGAACCAGCCCAUCCGAGAGAACCCCCUCUAAGCCACAAGUGCCUCCAAAACCUGCCCACCUCCAGACGCCGAUGAGGACCGAACCACCGUCUUCAUCUCGGCUCCCCCCGCGGUAUUUGAAUGUUGACAAGAGUCCAAUCCAAGCGACCUGCUGCCACACGUCCCCGGGUCCGAACAAAGCGGGACCGGGUUUUCUCAACGAGGUACAUGUGAGCCCCACCAGGCUGUCCCCGUUUCAGAAAAUCCCCAAGCUCAUGAGCAGUCCGACAUUGGGGUCUCCGAGUCCGGGCAAGAGAGGCAUCCGCAGCGGUAGCCCCUCGAGGGAGGGAGGCCACAGCCCGGCCAAGUUGUCCCCACUCUCGAGACUACUUAAGACCCCCAGCCCCGUUCAGGGGAAGAUGGGCAGCUACACCCCAGCGAGGAACUCUAAAUCCUGGCUAGGAUUACACAAGAUCCCAAGCGGGAAGACGGAGGGACAAGAAAAGCAUGCGGGGAAGUCGCUGAGUGUGCCCGACCUCAUUGUCUAUUUGGACGAAAGAACUCCAUCGAAUAAAGCGGAUGCUUCUAGACCCGUUAUCACCGUCAAACCACCAGCAGACCACAGGGUCAACCGCACCGCAGAGGAAGUCACUUCACGAGGCGAGGAGCGCCGGCUCGGACAAACCGAACCCAUCCGUGCUGACAAAGGCUCCAAGAUCCGCGUGGGAUCCAGGUUCUCUUGCAAAUGGACCGAGGCCUCUCGUGAGGGCCAACAGUGCGAGGAGAGUUUUGAGAAGACGAAUGAGGAGCUAAAGGAGGAGAACACGGAGCAGAAGCUGUUCAAGAUAGUCAGCGAACUCCUGCACACGGAGAAGGCCUACGUGGCCCGCCUCCACCUCUUGGACCAGGUGUUCUGCCUGCGUUUGACAGAAGAGGCCGGACGUGGCUCCUUUCCAGCCGAGGUGGUGCGCAACAUCUUCUGCAACAUCUCUUCUAUCUACUCCUUCCACAGCCAGUUUCUGCUGCCUGACCUGGAGGACUGCAUCGGACACUGGCAUGAGUGUCCAGGUUUGGGCAAUGUCCUGUUGCAGCACGCCCCCUUCCUGAGGAUGUACGCUGACUACGUCAGCAACUUCGACCAGGCCACGGAGCUGGUGAGAAUAUGGACAGAGCGCUCGUCCGCUUUCCGCAAUAUCAUCGAGGACAUCCAGAGUCAGGAAGUGUGUGCCAGCCUAACUCUGCAGCAUCACAUGUUGGAACCGGUCCAGAGAAUUCCUCGCUAUGAGAUGCUACUCAGGGAUUACGUCAAGAAAGUACCCUCCAAUAACCCAGACUAUGAGUUCGCUCAGCAAUCCCUGCAGACAAUUUCCAUGGCUGCCAACCACUCAAACAGUGCCAUUCACAAAGCUGAGAGCAUCAAGAGGUUGCUGGAGAUCUACGAGAUGGUCGGAGAGGAAGAAGUGGUGAACCCCACUAAUGAGUUCCUCAAGGAGGGUCGUUUGCUGAAGCUCGCAGCGAGGAACACGUCUGCCAUGGAGCGCCACCUCUUUCUGUUCAACAACUUCCUGCUGUGCUGCACGCCAAAAUUCAGCCUGGUGGGCCAGCGCUUUACGGUGCGCAGCAGAAUAGGAGUGGACGGCAUGCAGGUGCAGCAGACCGCCAAUGAGGACCAUCCGUACACCUUCCAGGUGUCGGGCAAGGAGAAAACCCUGGAGCUGCAGGCCAGCUCUGAACAAGACCGAGAUGAGUGGAUCAAGGUGACCCAGGAUGCCAUUGACGUGUUCCAGAAGAAAAAUGAGACGUUCAAGUUUGCGUCGAAGGAGCUGAAUGCGGAGGAACCAGCGGAAGAGCUGGGGCGACGCGCCCCUCGCUGGAUCCGUGACAACGAGGUGACCGUGUGCAUGAAGUGCCAGGAGCCCUUCAACGCUCUGACCAGACGCCGACAUCACUGCCGGGCUUGCGGCUGUGUCGUGUGCUGGAAGUGCUCCGACAACAAGGUGGCGCUGGCGUACGACUGCAACAAGCUGAACAAGGUCUGCAAAUCCUGCUACUCCAUCCUGACGGGACAGAGAGGAGGGAGGGGUGACAGCACCAAGAGGCCAAAAUCAGCGUUGGAGUCUUUUCCAGCUUCCUGCAUGAUAAGCAGCUUCCUGCAAUAUGGCGACAAUCCCAGAACAUGGCAGCGGGUGUGGGCUGUCGUCACCAAAACAGAACCUCUGGUCCUCUCUUUGUAUGCUGCUCGACAGGAUGUGAAGCCCCUCUCCUGUAUACCUCUGCUGGGCUGCACAGUGGAAGAUCCCUCUCAGAAACUCCAAGGACAAUACUGCUUCAAUUUAAGACAAUCCAAAAGCAGGCACGUGUUCACCUGCGACCACGCGGACGUCAAACAGGCCUGGUUGGCCGCUCUCAAAGCAGCGGCGACGAGCUCAGACGACUGUGCGAGCGAAUCCAGCGGGGAAGAAUUCAUUAGCAUUUAGAAGUAGGCAACAUUCAAAAGGAGAACUGUGUUUUCCUCACAAGCGGUGUCGCACUUUAUUUCUGAAAUGGUUUACAGUAAAAUAAAUAAAUAGUUUUAACAUGA